AUGCCUAAGGCAGAAGUCGGCAGCACAAAAUGGCUCUCCAACAACAUGAAGUCCAAGGGCUUGCAGAGGUUGCGCUGGUAUUGUCAAGUCUGUCAGCGUCAGAUGCGCGAUGAAAACGGUUUCAAGCAACACACACUAUCUGAAGGACAUGUGCGCGCCAUGCUGCUGGUCGGCGAGGACCCCAAGAAAUACAUUAACCAAUACUCGGAAACUUUUAAGAAGGACUUUNUGACCUUGCUCAGGACGUCGCACGGAGAGAAANAAGUCUAUGCCAACCACUUCUACCAGGAAUAUAUCCACGACAAGGAGCACAUCCACAUGAACUCGACUAAAUGGCCCAGCUUGACCGAAUUCGUCAAAUAUCUUGGAAGAGAGGGUAUUUGCAGAGUAGAAGAGGGAGAAAGAGGUUUGGAAAUUGCUUGGGUCGACGACAGCCCUGAAGCACUAAGACGCAGAGAGAUGGUUCGCAAGAAGGAAGCUAUGGAAAAGGGCGACGAAGAGCGUGAGACACGCAUGCUUGAAGCGCAAAUCAAGCGUGCACAAGAAAAGAAGCGACAACAAGAGGAAGACGACCGUCUGAAGCAGACAACCCAGGAUGAAGAGGCCAAACCUAGAAAGACUCAAGAAGGCCCUUUGUCAUUCAGUCUAGGACUGGGAUCUAAGCCGGCAACUACAGAAGCAGUAGAGCCAGCCGCCGGGAAGGUGCCAGCUCCGACCGAGAAACCUGCCGAAGCCAAAGCUGAGCCCAUUCUGGAGUUCAAGACUGAAGACCAGAAGCCGACCGAAGCUCCUGUCGUACCUCCAACUGCACCUAAAUUAUCUCUUGAUCUUGGUUCCAAACCCAAGAGGGUCAACGUCUUUGCGGCUGCGUCCAAAUCAAAGUCCAACCCUCUCAAGGAGAAGAAGCCUGCGCAAGUAGUUGAGGAACCCAAGAAGAUGAGUGCGGCAGAACGCAUUAUGAGGGAAGAGAUGGACAGGAAGCGCAUGCGUGAUGAACGCCAAUCUGGCAGCGGUAAGCGACCCCGACUUGGUUGA
Aureobasidium musti is the source of this 1035-nucleotide messenger RNA. NCBI's taxonomy places the organism in Eukaryota, Fungi, Ascomycota, Dothideomycetes, Dothideales, Saccotheciaceae. The record is from the annotation of a GenBank genome assembly.